AUCUAAAUGUCUAGAAAAUCAACUUAAAUUCUGAUUAAAAGUGUAAUAUUAAAUGAAGCAAGAGGUAAAUUCAAAAAGUGUCAAAUCUGUUAGAAAGAAUUCGGAUUAUUUCAUAAGGAACACUAAUGCAAAAGGUUUGUAUAAUAAUCUGAAAUUUAAGGUGUCGAAGAGCAGUUUGUUAGAAUUGUGCAAAUCAUCAUGGACCUGUUUUAACAGAGUAAGGAUUCUCAAAAUAAACUCACAGAAUUUGUAAUACAUGUAAAGACGAAAGUGAAUCAAUAAAAAAGUUUAUCGAAUAAUGUAAGAUAGGUUUAGGAAGAGAUUCCUUAUCAAUUGAAUGGUUAAAAUAAUCAGGUCUAACAGUUGAUUUAGCUAAAAAAGUAAAAUCAUUUUAUAUUAUAGGAAUACGAAUUAGCAUAAAAAGAAAAUGAUCGAGCAAAAGAUAAAACAGAGUUCUUAAAGAUGAAAUAAGAAUUACAAAUGGUAAUGAUUGACUUCUGGAUAAAUCUUACCUAUUCAUUUAGAGAAUUCUUAUUUUAUUUAACAAAAGAUAUCGAAUCAGAUUUAUUAUAAUAAUAAAUAUGUAGAGUUUUAGGAGCUAUACUACUGUAAUAUCCAGAAAUAGGAUAUAGUUCUGAUUAAGUUUUAAUAACAACAUUUCUUUUAUGUUACUGUUCCGAAGCUUCUGCAUAUGCAAUUUUAACAAUCUUAUAUUCGGAAAUAAUUCCUUCUUAUUUGUACCCAUUAAAUAUUAGAAAGUCACCCUAUGAUUAUCAAAAUGAAAUUGAUUAAGUUCUUUAAGUCUUAGAGUAAGGGUUUAAAAUUAAAAAAUAAGAUCUUUAAAUUAUCAAACCAUUCGUUUAAACUAGAAUUCCAAGAUAUAUUUUAUCUUUAGGAAUAAAUUUAUUUUAAUUUUAAACAUCAUUCUAUUUAAUGAAUCAAAUGCUUGUUGGUCCUAAAACUGGAUAUGAUAAUUUUAUCAAAUGUUUAUCAGUUAGUUUUUAUCAAUAACUUGAAGAUAUAAAAUAUUUUAUAAAUGCAUAUGAAGAUGCUGAAGCUUAAAUUUUAAGAAAUGUUAAAUCUACUCAAUGUGAGAAGGAUUUUCUUUAGACAAAAAUGAUAACAUUUAUUCCUCACAAAAGAGUAACUUAAAGUGUUGUUAUUUAAAGAUCAAAUGAGAAAAAACCAUCAAAUUAGAUAUAACCUGAACAUAAUAGGGAUCCAAAAGUAGAAAUAUCAAUAAAAACUGAUUAAAGCAUGGCAGAGUAUGCUACUACUUAAGAUAAAAGUUUUUAAGAAUUAAGAAGAAAAUCAGUUGAAGUUAAACCCACUCCAGAAGUUGAUGAAGAGAAAACAAAUUUAAAAUAAUAUAUUGAAAAAAUUGAAGAAACAUUAAUGUUAAAACAUAAAUUAGUGACUGAACUAUAAAAUAGAAUUAAAGAAUUAUAAAAUUAACCUCCUUAAAUUAAUAAUAAUCAAAAUGUAGAUAAAUAAUUAAUAGAUGUUAAUGAAUAAUAAAGAAAAAGAAUUUAGGAAUAAGAUACAUAGAUUUCUUAAUUAGAAGAGCAAAUUAAAUAUUCAAAUAAACUUUAAGAAGAUGCUUAAGAAAUGGUUUCUACAAUAUAGAAAUCAAAUAAAGAGUUAGAAUAAUAACUUGAAACUUCUCUAAGAACAAAUAAAGAUUUAUACAUUUAGAUUAAAGAUUUGAAGAAUCAAAGUUCUUAAAUUUAACCUCCUUCACCAAUGACUCCUUAGAGAGAAAAAAAUUAUUAAAUAAAUAUUGCUUUGAUAUAAAAAAAGAAUGAGGAAUAAUUAUAAUCAAAAUUGGAUUAAGAAUAGCAAAAAAUUGUAUUAUUGGAAUAAUAGAUUAAUCAAAUGAAUAAAGAAUUAUUAGGUUUAUAAUAAUUAAAUUAAGACAAACUAAAGAUUAUUGGAAAUUUGGAAGUUAGACUUAUUGAAUUAGAUUCUACAAAAAGAGAAAAUGAAAAAUUAACUCUUGAAAUUGCAGCUUUGCUUAAAAAAAUAGAGCAUCAUGAAUUAGUUAUAAUUUAAUAACAAGAAGAUCUUGAAGAUUUGAAAGCUAAAUAUGAUUAAUUAUCUAAAUAGCAUGAAAUUUAAGGUGAAGAAUUAGAUUAAAUAAGAAUAGAAAAAAGAUAGAACUUAGAGGAAUACAACAGAAAAGAGAAUGAAUUACUUUUAAUAAUAGAAGAUUUGAAAAAUAGAUUAUUAGAAAUGACAAAAUUAUAUUAAACUGCUUCAGAUUAAUUAAAUUAAUCAUUAGAUACUAAUAAUCAAUUAUAAAAUUUAGUUUAAGAGAAAGAUGAGAAUAUUAAAAUUCUUGAAGCAGGAAUAGCUAAAGGAAUUAAAAAAAUAGCAGAAAUAGAAGCAAACCAUCAUAAACAAAAGGAAGAUGAUAGAAAGACGAUCGAAGAAUUAAGAUAAAUUAUUGAUUAAAAUAAUCAAAAAAUUAAUGAACUUGAAAAAGAUAUAGCAGAGAAAGAUAAUAAGCUUGAAGAGCAUAGAAAGGAAUUCAAAACACUUAAGGUUAUAUUUGUUAAUUUAGAAGAGAAAUGGACAAAAUUAGAUAAUGAUCAUAAAGAUUUAAAUAAAAGACAUGAAAAAUUAAUUGCUGAAUGUGAUGAAUGGAAGAAAAGAUUUAAUUAACUUGACGGAGAACAUAAAGAUUUAUAAGAGAAACAUAGAUUAAUUAUUAUAGAGUAUGAAAAAGUAAAAGAAAAUACAAACGAAAAAAUGAAUGAAUUAAAAUCAUAAAAUGAAGAUCUUCUUAGAAAACUAAAAGCCUUAGAAGAUAAACAUUAAUUACUUUAAAAUUAACAUUAAGCUGUUUUAGAUAGAUUGGAAAAAGAAACCUAAAAUCAUAUUAAGAAAGUAGGAGAAUUGGAUUUAAUAAUUAUUGGUUUGGAAAAGAAAGCCCAUGAAUAUAAAACAUUAAGUGAGAAUCAAAAAUUAGAAAUAGAUAAUCUAAAAGCAUUAAUAAAAGAAUUAGAAGGUAAAAUGGCCUAAGCUGAAAAAGAUCAAUAACAUAGACAUUAAUAAUUGAUUAUUCAAAUAACAGCACAUUUAGAGAAAGUGGCAAAAUUAGAAAAUAGAAAUAGCAAACUAGAAUUAGAUGUAGUAGAUAUGGAAAAAAGAAUUUAAGAACUAAUUUUGUAUAAUCAAGAUUAUAAAAAUGAAAUAAUCAAAUAAGAUGAAAAAAUUACAAUUUUAAUAAAAGAAGCAUAAACUAAAGAAUCUGAAAUAAUGAAAUUAAUUGAGGUUAUUGAAAAAUAAAAAUUAGAAUUAGUUGAAUAUAAUAAGAUAAUAAUUAUCUUAAAAUAAGAAAAUGAGAAAUAGAAAUUGGAUUUGAUUGAUUAUGAAAAAAUUAUUAGAGAGUUAAGAUAGAAAAUAUAAGAACUUGAACUUAUUAUUGUGGAAAAAGAAAAGAAAAUUGUGGAGCAAGAAAAGUCAAUUAAAAAGUUAUAGACAUUGCUUGUACAAUUUAAGACAUUAUCAGAAGAAAUGGCUUAAAUCAAUUGA
Messenger RNA from Paramecium sonneborni, 3537 nucleotides. The record is from the annotation of a GenBank genome assembly. NCBI's taxonomy places the organism in Eukaryota, Ciliophora, Oligohymenophorea, Peniculida, Parameciidae.